This is a messenger RNA of Conger conger (European conger), 1169 nucleotides long. Its product is annotated as lecithin retinol acyltransferase family protein. The transcript has 3 exons. NCBI's taxonomy places the organism in Eukaryota, Metazoa, Chordata, Actinopteri, Anguilliformes, Congridae. Gene Ontology annotation, biological process: retinol metabolic process. The record is from RefSeq and is a predicted model, not a curated record. Bases 228 to 887 code for a protein of 219 amino acids. Gene Ontology annotation, molecular function: phosphatidylcholine-retinol O-acyltransferase activity.
UCCAGCUAUUGCAAACAACAUUCAUUCACUAAAUUCUAUGAAUAUAGGAACAGGCCUGCAUAAUAUCCUUCUAAAAUCCGAUUUUUGCAUAAGCAUGUGACAUUGAAAAGCUCCUUACAUUACUCCAAAUUCCCAUGAGUCCCUCGAUGUCUAAUCCCUUGGCUCCUCCCACCCCAUGUGAGAAUAAAAAGUUGGACGCCCAGCUUAUUUAGACUGCAGUCUGGGCCAUGUUUCCUCUACAGUUUCUCAGCCUCUUCUUCUUCGCCACAAAAGCGGUGGAAGUGAAGGAGGACAAGUCAAAACGCAAGUAUGACCUCUCCCUUUACAAACGGGGCGACCUGCUGGAGGUCCCCCGGACUCUUUUCACGCACUUCGGCAUCUAUCUCGGAGACAACAAGGUGGCACACCUCAUCCCCGACAUCAUCCCCGUCUUCACCAAGAACCAAGACAUCAUCAAGGAGAUGGUGACCAAUAGCCGGCUGAUCAUGGGCGUGCUGGCCAAAGUGGCGAGCGUCAGAGUGGACACUGUGGAGGACUUCGCCUAUGGGGCGGAGAUCCUGGUCAACCACAUGGACAAGGCCUGCAGUCGACCGCCCUACCAAGGCGAAGAGGUGGCCAGGAGAGCUGAAAAGCUGCUGGGCUCCAUCACGUACAGUCUCCUGUGGUACAACUGUGAGCACUAUGUCAUGUACUGCAGAUACGGGACAUGCAUAAGCUUUCAGACCUACCAGUUCUGUAAAACUGUGAGGAAGAUCGUGUGCAGUCAGAAGAGUGCGUUUCUCACUGCUCUGCUGGGGGUGAGCGUCAUGCUCUACCUGGGGUCUUUCACCCCUCUCACCCUGCUGCUCACCCUGCUCUGCCCUUUCAUCCUCUGGAUGACAUCGUAAGCCCACCUCGCCCCUCUGGAAAAAGAAGACUAUCUGAUGGUGGUUGAGGCAAUGGAUUCCCACUGAACACAAUAUGCAGUGUUUUAAUGAAAACCAGUUCAAGGUACUUUUUUGUUAUUGGAUUUUGAGCAUACAAGUCACAAAUUAUAUCUGGUAAAGUGAAUUAAUGGUUUGAAUGUGCUAAAUAUCUCAUGUUUAAUUUAUUUUCCAGUUCUGUAGUAUGUUUAGCUUUACUAUUGACUUGACAUAAAUGUUCCUGUCACUGAUGCCUGAUGUACAAUA